ACCAACCCCCAACUCUGUUUACUGCCAUCAGAUUGCAACAAGCAAAAUAAUGGUAGCUGCAGCAUGUGAGUCAGAGACAGAGUCAGGAGGAACAUGUUGCAGAUGUGUGACUUGCAAACAUCCUUCUACUCAUUUCCUCCUAUCUCAAUGUCCAUCCUUGUUGAACUUAAUCACUCACGCUCUGGACAUACAUAAAUAUAACACUUUUUCUUCACUCUCACCGGACUUGAGUCAGCGAAUUUUUAACAAUUUGGUUUACUCCUCCUAUCUCACACCUGCUUCCCUCCAACCCUUUCGAGAUUCUGCCCUCCAGGAUAGUUACUUGGGAGAAUAUGCAAAUGCAUAUGGUGGUGGUGGUGCUGCUGCUGCUGCAAUUGUGGUUGAUGCUUGGAUGGAUGUCAUCUCAUCACAGGGAUCCUCUUUACUUAAACUUCUGCUUCAGUAGCAUUAAACUUGAAAGAAAUUUUCACAUAU
Molecule: messenger RNA, 474 nt
Organism: Glycine soja
Lineage: Eukaryota; Viridiplantae; Streptophyta; Magnoliopsida; Fabales; Fabaceae
Exons: 4
Coding region: 50-445 (131 amino acids)
Source: RefSeq, a predicted model, not a curated record